AUGAAGGUUUCGUGUUUUGUANAUUUUUAGAAAACCCUAAACCAAGGAAUGUCUAUUGGCCACUUGUAUAAAAAAAAAAUAAUUCUGCAAAAGGAUAUUCCCAUAAGUUUAAAUACACUUACAUUAUUGAAACUAUUCCAUUAUAUUUAAUGGUUUAUCUGUUUUAAAAUUUGAAUAUAGAAUUAGAUCAUGAAAUUAAAUUUACUUUAAAUUGCUUAUCCUUUACUGAAAUAAUUCUAAGCAAAUUAAUAAGAAUUAUUUAAUAAAGCACAGGCAAAAGUAUAAUUAAUUACAUAUAAAAUAGAAUGUAAAAUAGCUACAGCAAUAUCUAUAUUAAAAUAAUGGAUUUGGUUUAAGAAAAUAUUGAUUAAUAUUGGGGACUUAAUAAUAGAGAAUGAUAUUAAUAAAUUUAAAGCAUAUUAUGUAGAAAUUAAUGAAAUUAAUCCAAAUGAAGUGAGUUAUUUUUAUUAUAUUUUAAAGGCAUUUAAUUUAAAGUAUAAUAAACUUGAAGGGAUGGAUUCAUUAUUUAGAUUUGGUAAAACUUAGUACUUUGUACAUUCAGGUGUUCUCAUAAUUAGAUUAAAUAUAGCUUUGGUUUCUGAAAACCUAAAAUCAAAGGUUAACCUAAAAAGCAUCAAGUUGAAUCAAAAAUAAAGUGAUUUGUUUUCAGAUGACAAAGACCUUAUUGUAUAUUUUAAUUCAUUUCUAUUUAGAAAUAUAUGUAAUUUAUUGUCACACCAGAAGAAAUAUUAAAAUGCUUACUUAGCAAAAAUUGA
This is a messenger RNA of Paramecium primaurelia, 776 nucleotides long. The record is from the annotation of a GenBank genome assembly. Lineage: Eukaryota; Ciliophora; Oligohymenophorea; Peniculida; Parameciidae.